UUAGCAUUACAUGUUCAUUCUCCUUCAGGUCUCCUCUUAUAGUGAUCAUGCAGCUUUUGCCUGGGUUCUCGCUUAUGUUCUACAUCUGCAUAUCAGGAGUGACCUCUGUAAGUCAUGUUCCCGUCCUUCUAUGGUCAACAGAAAGCUCUGUGUGGGCUUCUGCGCCAGUGGUCAGUGAUGGACACAUUGCUUCAAGCCAUGAAUUGCACAGGUUACUACAAGGAGGAGAUGUACCAAGGACACUUGUUAUGUUUCUCCAAGACACACUGAGUAUCGAUGACUUCACAUAUUAUAGUACAGUGUAUGAAAGUGAGAAUCCACUACAAAAUGUGCAGGAUAUUCUGGAUUCCUUUCCAGCCAGCCUUGUUCUGCCUGCCGUGGAGAAGAAGACAAUUGCUAAUCUGCCUGGUUACCUUAAAAAACAAACUAAUUGGAAUAUAAUCAAUAUUGACUCUUUAAAUGUAUCUUUAAUUGAAUUGGAUUACACUGAACAAAACCUAAUCAUAGUAAGACUACAGUCUAUCCCAAGAUCAGACAUAAUAUCGGCUGCAAAGAUCUUCUCAGAGAAUGAUAAUCAUAUUGGAAGAAUCACCCAAGAAAUGAAGGAUAGAGGCAUUCCUUUUACUGCAAUUUACACAGGAAUGAAACCUUCUAAUGUUGUGAAGAGUUUUGACAUGGUCCAGAAACAGGGACGGCAGCUUUUAGAUACUGCUAAAACAGUUCCAUAUGCACCACUAAAUGUGUCUGCAAAUGGAUCAGACUCCUGCAUCUUGAUUUAUGCAAGUCAAAUUCUAAUCACAGCAAAUAAUACAAUAACUUUUGAUCUGACGAAUUUAACAUUUGAAGCCAAAGAUGCCAAUACAAGUUUAUCUGAAUGUUCUGCCUCCGACACCAUCUUGUCAUUAUUUUAUUCUUCUCCUGGAAAUGGACUAAGCAGCCUUGAACUAAGAUUCAUUAUGACUAAUAUGUUCUACCCUGGCUCUGCAAGAAACUGGUUCAAACUACAGACUGUCCUAAUUAUUCCCAACCAAGAUAUUCUGAGCAAUGCCUCGUUCAGUACCACAUACGGCUCAGCACCAGCAGAGUAUUCAUACCAUUGCCAACAACUGGGGACAAGCUCACUGUACGGAGAGACACUAAUUCCAGACAAUAUGAUGGCAAAUAACUGGAAUAUAUUCAUUUCUGAAUUUCAGAUUCAAGGAUUCAACAUCAAUAACAACCUUUUCUCCUAUUCAAGUGACUGCACAUCUUUUUUCACUCCUGCAAUCUGGAUGGGGCUUGUGUCCUGUAUUAUCCUGUUGUGGAUCCUGUCAUAUGGAAUUUUUAUGAUUAUGCAGCUUUCAACAAAUGAUAAAUUUGAUGACCCUAAAGGCCCAGCAUUGUCUGUUCCUCAAGGAGAAUAGAAUGUUACUCUAGAUUUACCUUAGUGCAUGCAUUCAUAUUAUAAAGCACUCUACUAAUGUAAUGUGUCAUUUUAGCAGUUUAACAUCACUUAGUAAGUUAUUUUCUUCACUAAAUUUGGUCCAGGUACAGGUUAGUCUAACCCAUACUGUCAUAAACCAUAAGCAUCUUCUAGCUUUGUGUACAUACAACUAGUCACUCCAAGAAGGAACUGUAAAAUAAGCAGUGAUGUCAUUAUUGUACUAAAUUUCUGCCUUUUGGGGGUUAUUGCGAUUUUGCAAACGGACGAUUUUCAGCCAUCUGCGCAUGCACAGGGGUCACAUUGUGUGUGCAUGACCCUUCACAAUGCGAUCACAUCUCAGCAUUAUGCGAUCACAUUGUAAUUGAAAGGUGGUGGGCAUUUGGGGGCGGCAACGCGGUGUUGGUGGUGAGUGGUGCAGAAAACGCAGGUGUGUCAUGGCCAUUUUCAGAGCAGCCAGAUGAUAUCGUUUGUGUUUCCUGCAACGGGAAACAUGUCGCCGCACCGCCUCUAUUCUACCUCUAUUUCAUGGUUCUUGCAAUGUGAUCGCAUUUUAAAUGCGAAUGCAAUGCAGGGCAGCAUUACACACGCUGGGCGGCCCUCAGCAUGCGAUUUUAUCAGUAGUAGUUUUGCUAUUUUAGCAAAACUGCUACUGAGUCUGAAUGGGAUGUUAUUAAUAUCCCACCUGUUGGGAUCCCGGCGUUUGCAAUACCGACGCUGGAACCCCGACAGGCGGGGAAAUGCCGGCGGGACAUAUUUCCUACCACUGCCCCAUAUUCCCACUCGGGUGGUGGAUCCACGCCACCACCCUAGUGGGAAUAUAACCUGUGGCGAUCAAAGCUAUCAAAGCUUGGUGAGGGGACUCACUGCCGGGAUUCCAGCUUUACAGGAUGCCACUGUCGGCAGCAUCCCGUCACUCGGUCACCUGUAUGUAUUCUGUCUAAUAUAUAAACCUACUAAUCACUACCGCUAAAUUCCAAGAAAAGUAGUCUUCAAAGUUAAAAGUUUUGGCUUUAUAAAAUCUGGGAACAUCCAUAAUUACUGGAACAUUAAGAAAUUUUAAAAUAAAGUUACUUGGAUUGGUACAUAUGUAUUACAAAUAAAAACUAAAUAAAAACGACUGUAAGGGUGUUUGGGGUUAGAGGUUUAAUAUUUGUGCAUUUGCCAGUUAUGAUAAAUAUUUAUAAAUUGUUCCUAUUAUCAUAAUUGUGUUUAAUUGCAUUGCUAAGUUGUAUAUACAAUAUGUACAAAUUAAAGAAAU
Molecule: messenger RNA, 2681 nt
Organism: Pseudophryne corroboree (corroboree frog)
Lineage: Eukaryota; Metazoa; Chordata; Amphibia; Anura; Myobatrachidae
Product: V-type proton ATPase subunit S1-like
Exons: 10
Coding region: 48-1403 (451 amino acids)
Source: RefSeq, a predicted model, not a curated record